AUGAUUGAUUGAUUUCUACGUGAUUGUGGAUUGGAAACAGCUUGUAUGUACUGAUUGUGGAAGUGUUUUUGUUGUUUGUUUGUUUGUUUGUUUGUUUUCAUUAAAUUUGUGUUGUUGUAGUUCCAAUAAUGAAACCCUAGCUAGGUUGGGGACCAUAAACUGCCCCCAUAGCUAUUUAAUUCCUGAGUGUAUUAUUGAAGAGUGUGAGGUGUAGGUGGAGACUAUACAUUUUUAGUUAGCAGUGUAGUUAGUACUAAGUGGUAAUUCCCGAUCGAAGAAUUAAAGCAACAGCUGUUUUGGUAGUGAUUUUUGCUGACAUCUGUGCGGUUAGUUAGGUGAAAAGUCAUUGAAAGCGACAUAUGGGGGACUUGAUUGAUCAUAAUUCAUUUGUGCAAUUAGUUAGGUGGAGAUUUGAGAUCCUCUGAUCUUGUUAUUAAUGGAGUUUAAUCCGGGAUGAAACUGAGCAGGUGAAAAGUCAGUUGGUGCGAAAAUAGAAAGUUGGAGAUAGAUUAUAGAGAAAUGCCAUUUUUUGAUUUGUUCUUGGUGGUGGUGUUGUGUUGUCUGAAAGAAAAGAAAAGUUGGGUUAAGCUUCAGGCAGUCUGUAGAAAUUAGUAAACAGCCUUUUCAGUUAUGCAAACUGCUGAAAGUACGAAGAGAGAGAGAGAGAGAGAGAGAGAGAGAGAGAGAGAGAGAGAGAGAGAGAGAGAGUAAUUUUGUCAGAAACUUUGAAGAAUCAAUGAAGAAAAAGAUAGUCUGACUUUGUGAUAUCGUGGAAUGCUCGGAAAGCGAAUGGAUAAUUAACUGAGAAGCAAAUCUGAUGAGCCAAUAUUCAGAGAUGGACUGGAAUGCAAAAUGGGAUUGGGAGAACAUAGUCAUGUGUGGUUCAAAAUCGAUCGAGAGUUCAAAAAAGUUGCAGUUAGCAGACUGGAUGGUUGUCGACGAUGGAGAAACCGAAGCUGGAUCGUUCAAUCUCUCGGCAGGAUGCGGUAAUAGCGCCGUUUCCGGCUCCGACAGCGGCCGCGUUUAUUCUGCCAAGAGCUCAAUAUCAGCAUCUACCGAUUCCUCCACAAAGGAUGGGCUGCAAACUACCCGCUGUCGAUUUUUCGAGGAAUUUUCUGGCGAAAAAAUGGAGCUGAAAGGGACUAAUUUAUCGAGAGGCGCGGAUUCUUCUAUGGGUUCUGGAGAACAACUGAUUGGCCUCAAGCUUGGCAAGCGAACUUAUUUCGAGAACGGCAAUGUUGGGAGCAAUGUUAAGAACCCGUGUUUUCCUGUGAUGAAUACGUCCGCCAUUUCGAUGAAGAAAAUGAAAUCCGCAGCUCAAAUCCCGUCGGUGCCGCGAUGUGUAGUCGAAGGCUGCAAUACUGAUCUUUCAGCUGCGAAAGAAUAUCACCGAAAACAUCGAGUUUGUGAAAGUCAUUCGAAAUGGCCUAAAGUUAUCGUCGGAGGCCUUGAACGUCGGUUUUGCCAACAGUGCAGCAGGUUCCACAGUUUGGCAGAGUUUGAUGAAAAGAAGCGCAGUUGUCGAAGGCGACUUUCUGAUCAUAACGCGAGGCGUAGAAAACCAAAGCAGGAAACGAUCCAGUUUAAUCCGACUAGGCUGUCAUCGCCGUUCUUUGAAGGGAAGCAUGAGAUGGGUUUCAUGCUGAACAACGCUGCGGCGAUCGAUUAUCAAAGUCCCGUCGGCGCGGUGUGGACAAGGACAUGCAACUCCAAGUUCACCCUUACAAAAGGGUACUCGAACGAAGACGAAGGCGCCAAUAGACAAAUCCACGUUCCCGGGAUCAAACUGCAGCACUAUGCUCCCAUCCCCGUCUACAUGCACGACAAUCCGCCAGAGGUUCUGAACCCAGGUUCGGAGGGGUCUCUGAUGUCGUCGUCGUCGCCGGAAUACAGCCGUGCUCUCUCUCUUCUGUCAACUAGUUUGUGGGGUUCUUGUGGAACUGAUUCCAUUCCGGCGGCGGCAGCGGCAUCGAUGGCGGUGCCGGAAACUCCGGCGGUGAUGAAUGUGGGAACGGUGCCGGAGGGCGGAUUGUGGGCGGCGGGGCACCACCACCGCGGCGGCGGCAAUGGUGGGUAUGAUGAAGAAGAAGACUUGUUCUCUAACAUAUUGAACUGACUUUCAGUUUUUGGGAGAUUUUUAAGGUAUGCUUUUUUUUUUUUAAUCCUAAACUAAACUGAACUAAGUUAUGAAGAUGGUAACUUUGUUGGUUUUUGAAUCUUUUAAGAUAUUAUUAUUGUUAUUAUUAUUAUUACUACGGUGGUUUGUCUUUUUAUUAAUUAGUGUGUCUAAUUUUCUAUCCUUUUUUUUUCAUUUCUUUGUUUAAUAACUGUAGUGUCUACUUAAUAUUACAAAUACCCAAGGUUGUUUGGUUCAUGGAUUUUUUUGUGGGAUUGGGAGCAGGAUUUAUAUGUGAUAUGAUUUAUUAUAUUUAGGAUUUGGAAUCCUAUCAUAUGUUUGGUUGGUAAAAUUAUGUGGGAUUUAUAUUUCUCACGUCUUGUUUGUUUUUUUAUAUGAGCGGAAGGAUUUGA
Messenger RNA from Andrographis paniculata, 2529 nucleotides. RefSeq names its product squamosa promoter-binding-like protein 12. NCBI's taxonomy places the organism in Eukaryota, Viridiplantae, Streptophyta, Magnoliopsida, Lamiales, Acanthaceae. Gene Ontology annotation, cellular component: nucleus. The coding region runs from base 818 to 2116 and encodes 432 amino acids. The record is from RefSeq and is a predicted model, not a curated record. Gene Ontology annotation, molecular function: DNA binding. The transcript is spliced from 5 exons.